Messenger RNA from Ascoidea rubescens DSM 1968, 648 nucleotides. RefSeq lists its product as uncharacterized. The transcript is spliced from 2 exons. Bases 1 to 648 code for a protein of 215 amino acids. Lineage: Eukaryota; Fungi; Ascomycota; Saccharomycetes; Ascoideales; Ascoideaceae. The record is from RefSeq and is a predicted model, not a curated record.
AUGACAUCUAAUGUUCAUGAAUUCGUUGCAAGAACCGCCAUAUCUCAUCUUGAUUUCCGCACUCGAAUUUGCAAUGAACAACCUCCUGCAAUUGUUAAUGAUGUAUAUGGGGUGAAAGAGAGAAUGGUACAAUUGCAAUUUUUCUACUCAAAAAGUUCCCUGUUUGUUGGAAAAAUGCAAUUCAUAGUUACACCAAUCAAUUCUCGUAAGAGCAAUUCCGAUGUCUAUGGACUGAUUUGUUUCUCAAUGAACAAACGGCACUCUACGCUAAAAUUAUCUCCGCUUUAUGUUACUACUACCGGAUCAUCUGAUUCGAACGGCAACCAGGUCAAAUCACAUUUCACUUUACUGUUUAAUAUCAACGAUCUUGAUGACCAUUUGAGUCAUCAUAUUUCAUUUGAUGUAGCACAAAGAAAUGAGGCAAAUCCACUAUCAAAAACGAUAUACGUGAGGCUGAAUAAUGAACUGCUCAAAUCCGAUGAGACUCAUUUCAAGGCUACACCACUGAUGAUUAACCUAGACAAAGUGGAACUCAAAGCAAAUGAUUAUGAGUUGGAUGAUGACAGGUCCUCAGUUCACACUUCAUAUACUGGUAGAGAGUUUUAUAAUGCAAAUUUAUAUUGCGAUAGCAAAUCCGCUAUGAACUAG